Gopherus evgoodei (Goodes thornscrub tortoise) is the source of this 559-nucleotide messenger RNA. It is a transcript of the gene NDUFB3, whose product is annotated as NADH:ubiquinone oxidoreductase subunit B3. The transcript has 3 exons. Lineage: Eukaryota; Metazoa; Chordata; Testudines; Testudinidae. Gene Ontology annotation, biological process: electron transport chain; mitochondrial respiratory chain complex I assembly. Gene Ontology annotation, cellular component: mitochondrion. The record is from RefSeq and is a predicted model, not a curated record. The coding region runs from base 144 to 434 and encodes 96 amino acids.
GGCUCGGAGCCACCGGGAGCGGGGCAGGAAAAGCGCCCGGAACCUGCACGUCCGGCGGUGUCCCCCGUCGGAGCUUGCGAGCCGGAGACUUCCGCUUCCGGGGCAGUGCGUCUGGACUGAGCACGGUAACGGAGCGGCCAGACAUGGGGCAUGGACAUGAACAUGGUCAUGGGAAAAUGGAACUCCCUGAUUAUAAACAAUGGAAGAUAGAGGGUACUCCGCUACAGGAUAUCCAAGAAAGACUGGCUAGGCGGGGUCUUAGAGAUCCAUGGCUUCGCAAUGAAGCAUGGAGAUAUAUGGGUGGCUUUACAAAACCUGUCACUGUUAUGGAUGUUCUCACCAAAGGUUUCAAGUGGGGAUUCGUAGCCUUUGUGGUAGCACUUGGGAUCGAGUACACACUGUUUCCUCCGAAGAAAAAUGGAGGACAUCACUGAAAAUGGAAUAGUAGAAUUUCUCAAAGUUAUUUACACAGUUCUGAAUUAAAACAUGUUAUACAAUAGCUUACUGAUUUUGUUGCACAUGUAAAGAUGCCUAUUAAAAUUUCUCAUUGGCAAGAGCA